This is a messenger RNA of Lytechinus pictus (painted urchin), 1809 nucleotides long. RefSeq lists its product as uncharacterized. The transcript has a single exon. The record is from RefSeq and is a predicted model, not a curated record. Gene Ontology annotation, molecular function: zinc ion binding. Lineage: Eukaryota; Metazoa; Echinodermata; Echinoidea; Temnopleuroida; Toxopneustidae. The coding region runs from base 1 to 1809 and encodes 602 amino acids.
AUGGCGUCUAAAUUCAGUCUUGGCUCAAUAGAGGGCGUCGUUUGUGAAGAAGUCGACUGCGACUCUUUUACUGAUGUGACGUUCUACGUGAAGGAGAAGAAGAAGCUUUGCCAUGACUGUGCCUUGAAGAAAGAAUGCAUCGGUAUAGCACGAAAAGGUGGGCUUGUUCUUUAUUGCGAAAAACACGAUAAAAUCAUGGAUCUAUACUGCAAAAGUCACGAUAAAGCUUUGUGCGUUUCAUGCGCGAUGAUAGAUCAUCAUGGGCAACACUGCAUACGUCAGGAUAUAGAGGACGCCCUCCUUGAAAUCAAGGCAAAUCUCUGCAUCCUUACGAAAACAGCGAUGGACAAAUUAGAACUAUGUCGAGUUUAUGGAAAGCAGAUUUGUCAAAGUAGACCAACCGCCGACGAACAUUUGCAAACUAUUGAGAAUGAAGUUGACUCCGAAGUCGUAAAGGCUUUUGAAAGAGACAGGGCCAGGGAAAGUGAAUAUGAUGAUAAAAUCGACAAGGAAAUCGAUGCGAGAAAUCAAAAACUCCAGGAGGAGAUUUUAAGGAUCCAGAAUAAAAUUAAAAGGAACAAUGAGGAGAGAAUGAAGCGGCAUGAAGAAAACAGUUCAAAUGCAGAGAAAAGACGACAACUGAUAAGUGAUAAACAACGCAUUCUUCAUGCUGACAUUCAGCACGUCGCUCAAGAGAUCGAGAGAAAGAUUGGAGAGCUUGAGAAAUCAUGGCAAGACGAUACAAAAUCAAUAGAGAAAGCAAAAGAGACACUGGACAGAAUUCUUGAAGACGAUAAAAAUAUUGUCAGAGAUGGACUUUGUGUGCAUGCAUCAGUGAGUGAGGAACUAAAGAAGCAACUGAAUGAGGGUGAGGUGAAAGAAAUAAAUCGUGUUGUAUCAGGUGUGAGAUUUGUUAAGGGUGUUGGGAGAGAGAAGUAUGAUGGAAGAAUUGAUGGGUAUGAUGGAGAGUGGAAGCUCAUCGAUACAAUCAAUGUCAAAGAUAAAUUAACAUUCCCGCGCAUUGUUGGAUGUAUAGACAAGGCGAUGGUCAGAGAUGCAACAAUUGAUAGGCAUACCUACAUGUUAGAUCUUUCCAGCAAAGGCACUCAGAGAGUCAUCAAUGGCUGUGAGACAUCAUGGGUUUUCUCAUGUGCAACUUUGAAUGAUGACAAGGUAGUCUGUGGUAGAUACAUCAAAGGUUGUAGAGGACGCAAUUUACCUGGAUGCAUCAGUAUAUACGACAGACAGUGGAAUCAUAUCAAUGAUGUCACAAUACCAAGGAACACAAUGCAUAAUGACACAUGGGUGCAUGUAGCAACUGACCAGGAUGGGAUGAUCAUCGCUGCUGAAUCGGGUCAGUCUAAGAUAUACGUCAUCAACCCAGCUGAUGGUAAGAUUAUCAGUACCAUCAAGUGUAAAGAGAAGAUAGCAAUGCGAGAUGUGCUGUCAUCAGGUCACAUCAUCGCUCAACCAUGGCCAAGAGAUCGCAAAGCGUUCAUCAUCGACAGACGGGGUACCCAAAAGAAUAUCCCCCAUAGUGAUGUCAUCUUGAAUGUGUGUGUUGAUAGUAUGACAGACGACCUCUACGUCGUGACAUCAAAUGAUGAGUACAAGACGUGUGUGAUUGAUCAGGUGAUGAGUGAGGGUGAUAUGGAGAAGAGAAGAGUAGCAUCAUUCCCUUUAUCAAAUACACUGCGGUAUGGAUCCAGUCAUCUUGUCGCAUCCAGUGUGAUAAUGACGUCAUCGGGGAACAUGGUAGCAUGUGAUGGGGAAAAUGUUCUCAUAUUCAAAAAUCUAUUUAUCCUCUAG